AUCGGGACACACUCGCAGCAUUCUAAUGGGUUGCAGGGGGAAUAUAAUCAUAUGGGCAUCAUAUCUCUUCAUUCAUUGGCGAUUCAGUGGAAGGCUGCUGCUGAAAUUUCUCCUUCGAUUUCAGAUUUGUUUUAUUUCAUUAAACAUGAGCAUUUUAUAGAAUGCAUUAGGCAGAACUUAUUUCCCACGAAAUAGUGUAGGCUACAAGGGAAUUUCAACACUUGUUUUCACCAACAAUGCUCUUGCGGGUGUUUCUCGAUCUGUGUCAUUAUUUGCUCAGCGCUUCGAGGAGAAGAUGAGCGAAACAUGUUAAGGUAUUCAAUCGAGAGAUAAGGUUGGAGAACGGAGAUGACUGGGAUUUUCAAUAGGUUAUCCUAUUUGACAUUAAAUCCGAUGUUGUGAUACAUGCAUUGGCCGAUAUAUAUGACGGGUCAUCCAUAUUUCUCUGGAUCUAAUUUUUCCACCAGAGGGGUGAUAUAGCCUGCUCUGACGUCUGCAUUAGAUAUUGCCCAGUGCUUUUUUUUCUUCAGUGACUUUGAGUUGAGAGAAGCAACUCUACAUCAUCAUCAACAAAAAGGGAAUGAAGAUUUCAUUUGUCAUUUUUUUACCCUCCGCUGCCCCUCACCCCCCAACGUUUACAGCUAAAACAAAUCCUUAAACACAUCAUAGCCUAUAUUGUGGAACAAUCUAUAGAGCCGGAGCACCGCUGGAACCAUGUUUAUUCCGCAGGUUUGGACUGGGCAAUUGCAACUGGCAAUUUAAUCAACAAGGCGCUACUGUUCUUUAUAAAUCGUCUCUCAUUUUUGCCGGACUUUUUAGUUUUUAAGGAAAACGACUUGUUAUCACUUUUUGAAAGUCUUCUGUAGGCAGUAGCAAGAUGUCGGAUCUUCUGGUGUUGGUUGAGGGGGUCUGUGACCUGCACGGAUUUCCAUAGCUUGGGAAAACAGCUGGGACCAAUUACGAGGUUUAAACACACGCAUGUUUUUUUAUAAAGCCAUUACAUGACCAAAUGUAUCAUAUUUUUUUUUCCAGCAAUUUCUUUGAAUUGCUUUUUUAAAACUUUAUUUUCACAAUUUUCUUUGGACCACAGGCGGUUGGAUUAUUGAAACUAUAUAAGGAUUUGUGGAAAUGUUGGGUCCUCAAGAAGAUAAAUUAUGUGGAAUUUUCUCUGCUUUGGCGGCUCUGUCCUUCGUUUGCUUUGCUCAAAGCACCUCCACUGGACAAACUGGAAUAUCUGUGGCCAAGGCCACCGUGGACAAGUUGCUGAAGGGGUAUGACAUCCGUCUAAGGCCUGAUUUUGGAGGUGCCCCAGUCAUCGUAGGAAUGAGCAUCAACAUCGCUAGCAUUGACUCCAUCUCAGAAGUGAACAUGGAUUAUACCAUCACAAUGUAUUUCCAGCAAAGUUGGCGAGACAAGCGUUUGGCAUACGCUGAGCUGCCCCUCAACCUGACUCUGGAUAACCGCGUGGCGGACCAGCUGUGGCUCCCAGACACCUACUUCCUUAACGACAAGAAGUCCUUUCUGCAUGGUGUGACAGUGAAGAACCGUAUGAUUCGACUGCAUCCUGAUGGCACCGUGUUAUAUGGACUCAGAAUAACCACCACAGCAGCUUGCAUGAUGGACUUGAGGAGGUACCCGCUCGACGAACAGAACUGCACCCUGGAAAUCGAAAGCUAUGGGUACACCACAGAUGACAUUGUUUUCUACUGGCACGGAGGUGACACUGCGGUGACGGGGGUGGAUAAGCUGGAGCUUCCUCAGUUCUCCAUCGUAGCACUUCGCCUGGUGUCCAGGGAGGUCAGGUUUACCACAGGUUCCUAUCCCAGGCUAUCGUUGAGUUUCAGGAUUAAAAGGAACAUAGGCUACUUCAUCCUGCAGACAUACAUGCCCUCCAUCCUGAUCACCAUCCUCUCCUGGGUCUCCUUCUGGAUCAACUACGAUGCCUCUGCAGCUCGGGUGGCCCUGGGUGUUACAACGGUGCUCACCAUGACAACCAUUAACACCCACCUUAGGGAGACCCUCCCAAAGAUCCCGUACGUGAAAGCCAUCGACGUCUACCUCAUGGGCUGUUUUGUGUUUGUGUUCCUGGCCCUGCUCGAAUAUGCCUUCGUAAACUACGUGUUCUUUGGCCGGGGCCCCCAGCAACAGAAGAAAAUCCACGAGCGGCUGAACAAAACCAACAACGAGCGCCCGCGAUACGAAGAGAAGCGCCUGAGGGAACAGGACUCCAUUGCCACGCCGUUUCAAACCAACACCCUCAGGUCAUAUACACAGAGAAGAAAUCUGUACCUCGAGGAGCAAAGAAAAGUUGGGGUGGACGCUUACGGGAACAUCCUGCUCACCACAUUGGAGAUGAAUAAUGAGGUGAUGCCGUCAGAUGUGGGAAGUAGUGUCAGUGACUCCCGGAAUUCAGUGAUGUCAUUCGACAGCUCCGGGGUCCAGUUCAGGAAGCCCAUGGCUCCCCGGGACGGCUUCAGCCACCACUCACUGGACCGCAGCGCCAUGCGCAGCAGGGCCAACUGUCGGCUACGACGGCGCUCCUCCAAGCUCAAGCUGAAAAUCCCUAAUCUGGCAGAUGUCAGCACCAUUGACAAAUGGUCCCGGGUCCUUUUCCCCAUCAUGUUUGGAUUUUUCAACCUAAUCUACUGGUUGUACUAUGUGAAUUGAUGUGCAUCCCACUAGGAAUCAUGGGCCAUAUUUUGAGAGCACAUUAAAUUGGCUUUGAUACAGUUGAAAAUAUGUAUACACAUGUACAAGUUGAUACAUAUGUAUAUGCAUAUUUCUAUAUAUUAUAUUUCUAUAUACACGUGUGUGUGUGUAAAUCUGAAGGACUUUUCUCCUGUAUAAAGCAUUAGAAUGACUUGAAUGUUUAAGAAUAAUUGCGAGAGAAACAUUUCAAGCCUUUGAAAUUUCUCCUGAAACAAACAAACAAACUAACUAACUAACAACCAUCAAAUCCCUUUGGGGGAUUUUGGAACUAAAGACUGCAUGAUAUUUUUGCUAAAAAGAAAGCGAAAGCUCUUGAGAGAAGAGAUGUCUCAGAGUCUCAUUGGCUUUUUAUUGAUACUCUGUAAUCAGCGUCCUCUACUGCAGCUCAUCAAAUCAGAGGUGGAUUGUGUGUUCAGGCAUCGGCAGAGUCCCUUAUAUCCAGCUUUACCCCCCAUCUCCCAUGGAUAACAUGCAGGAAUUCACCAGUUCUACUCUGUACAGCACCCUUGUUUGGAUUAUGUGUCGUUCCUUGGAGUUUUUCGAGUGACAUUGUUCUCUUUAUGGGACAUCAGCUCUGGUACAAUGCUGGUCUACAUUGGGGCCCAUCAGGAUGGGAUGUUAGAUCACUGUGUUCCUGUCCAGAGUCAGUGCAAACUUAUCUUCAUUUCUCUUCUCAUGUUUGUUUUUAGAGCAGUUCUUUGGGGUGUUUUCAUUAUGGUUACAAAGAUGAUGAUUAUUGUAAUUUCUUUUUUUUACUUGAAAAUAUUGUGUUUUUGGGAGAGUGUCACUUGUUCUAGAGUUAGUGCAUUAUUAUAAAAAUAGUCACAGGUAUGAAUUACUCAUUUUGUUUGAGAAAUAGACAUAUACAGUAAAUUUUGUCAUCCAGUAUCCUCAAGGACAUAGUUGGCAAAUAUAAUUGUACUCUUUCUUUAACUUCCUGUGCUUGAUUCAUCUGUAGAUACAGUAUUCAUUGCCUCAUAUCCAGCUUUGUGUUCUGUGAGGAAGGAAGGACAACUAUAGUGAAUUAUUUAAAGUUAUUCCACUAUAAAGUUGUGAGAGAACAAAUAUUGUGCAUUAAAAAGAGAUAUUGCCAUUGUUUAUUUGUUUGAUAUUGAAAUCAACAUUUCAUCGCAUUGUGUGACCUGUUGUUGUACUAUUCUCUCACUGUAAAAAAAAUUAUAGUUCACCCUUAGAAUGUUGGGUACUGAUAUUAUAGUUCCUAUGAAACAUGCCUGUCUUAAAUCCAAAUUUAAUUUAUUUAAGAGUUGUAGCAGAGGGGCGGGAUUAGAAAAAAACUCAACCUCUCACACUCAGUACCUCUGAAAAAACUGCAGACCCACCCACCCUUCAAAUGUCAGAGGAUCAAACCCAGAAGAUCAGAAACGUCAUUAGAAUCUGAAGAAAGGGGUUUAAGUUUCUAGAGGCAAGACAAGAUGUGUGAUAAAUAGCCAUGAACUAAAGAGACAACCAAAAAGGCCUAUAAUCCCCAUUUUAUUUUUUGAUUUUGCUCUUAAAGUCACUAAUUUCCAUUGGCUCAGAUCUACUAACCAAUGAUAUGUCCACUGCAGGGUUGAUGCCAUGUUGAUCCAAACUGUACCUUUACAGGAGAAAAACAAUACCUUUUUUUUCGUUAUUUGGUUCUGUCUAGAGUGAAGAGGAGAGCAAAUGCAUUCAUACAUUAAAACAGGCAUUUACAGACUAUCUCCAUGUUAAAACUAGUAUCGCUUUGAUUCAACAAUGCAAUGAGGUGCAGUGCAUUUGAUAUUCAUGCUAGGGAAUGACAAAUUCCUUUAAGAUUCCUCCAAGAUAUAAAUGAGAGAGCAGAAGACACAUUUCCGUUGUUGGCUGUAACUAUGGACAUUAAAGUUGUAUUGUAAACGUGGUUAUGACUGAAACAUCUAGAGCAUUGUUAAAUCAGAACCUACUGGGUUUGCAUGAUAAUCAAAUGGCACUGGAUGACCGAGGGAAGCAAAGUCACAGAUCAGAUACAGAGGUAGCCAAAAAAAAGAGAUGGGGGGUCCUUUGGACAUUCCACAGGAUAGGAGAGGAGAAAAUGUUGAGAGCAUCACAGUUACUGCCUUGCACAUUGCAGUGACUAAUCUCCUCAGAGCUCACUGAUGGGCUCCCCUAAGUUCCAAGAGCUUCUCUCUCCAACGUCUCCAUCCCCUGGCCGGGCUGGCACCAGACAGGCAGGAUACGGGCCUCUAAUUGGGAGCGCCAAGCCCCAUGGAAGGCUAGCACAGGACAGGAUGCACCAUGUGGCCGAGAGAGAGAGAGAGAGAUGCAGAAAAUACAGAAAAAGAGAGAGCGUACAGAUGUAGGAUCUUCAUUUGAGUCUGUUUGCUACAGCAGCAAAAUAAUCCUGCAGCAACAGGAAAUGUGAUUUAUUAUGUGGAUUAUAAUUCAUGGACAUUUUUGUAGGGGUUGAUACAUUGGGAAAAUCAAGUCUGAAAUUUCUAAAUGGAAAUUACAAACUUCAGGAGCCUUUUUAAACCUCAAAUACACUACAAGCACUGCAGGAAAGUUCUCCUGCAACAAAGUGAUCAAAUUAAGAUCCUAUAUCUGUAGUAUGGAGCAGAGACGAGAUCUUGGAUCUUGGAUAUUGACAUUUUUCACCCCAGUAAGUUGGAUGCAUAGAAUUAGGAAUUAUAAAACUUGAAUAGGAUCUAUAUGGUUGGAUGCCACUCCAAUAUUCUACCUGUCACAGUGGUAGUUGUGCCACCGAUGACGAUUAGCCUCUGCAACACAUUUGAGAGAAAGAAACCAGAGUUUGCACUAAAUCUCACCUGCAGUGCCAGGUUCUACUUCAGCAGAAAAUGAAGCAGUACAGGGACUAAAGGUUAAAAAGAGGAGUUUCUGUUUAAUCUGAAGCAGAAUCAGUGGAUGAUACUAAUCUUUAGGGGGCCGAAGUAUGACGUCACUCGCCGUUACUCAGGAACCUGGCGUCAGAUUUGAAGGAGCUUCUGCACCCUAUUGAUCUAUGUCAAAUUAGUCUACAUAAUACUUCAUAAACAUGACAUAACUGUUGUUGUAACCAUACAUCUCCUUUUGGCAAACGACCCCUGUGGUGUCACAUAUAAGGAUGUAGGUUUGAUAGUGUAAUUAGGAUUCCCAUGAAUGGUUUUAACAUGGAUUGUGUCAUGGUUAAGAUGGCAUUAUAUGGGCUUUAGCCUUCAGAAUUCAGAAUGAACCCAGUGCCAUGUUGCAUUUACUGUAAGAUAUUGUUCACUUUGUCCUUAAUUUCUCAUUGGAGACAUCGAAUGAUCUGAUCAUAUCGUCAGAGUAGCCUCAGAUGUCCAAACAGAUCUUAGACAGAAAGCAUCUAGAUCUGGCACCAUCUUGCGGUUUUUGUUAUUUUGUUACUGUCCACAGCCUGUAGAUAAAAUGUUGAGCUCUAUUGAUUUUCAUCUCUAAGUGGUCAAUACGAGCACUACACAUUUUUCCCACCUAUGGUGUGUUAAGGGCUGGAUAGAUGGAGCCCACUGAAUAUCAAACGUCAUGCUAUACUGGACACAAAUAUAAACCCAACAUGCAACAAUUUCUAAGAUUAUACUGAGUUACAUUCAUAUAAGGAAAUCAGUCAAUUGAAAUAAAUGCAUUAGGCCCUAAUCUAUCUCCUGGAAAUACAGAUAUACAUCUGUUAGUCACAGAUACCUUAAAAAGGAUCUCGUCACGUUAACUCUGUGCAUUCAAAUUGCCAUCUGUAAAAUGCCAUUGUGUUCAUUGUCCAUAGCUUAUGCCUGGCCAUACUAUAACCCCACCACCACUAUGGGGCACUCUGUUCACAAUGUUAACAUCAGCAAACCGCUCACCCGAACAACGCCAUACACGUGGUCUGCAUUUGUGAGGCCAGCUGGACCUACUGCCAAAUUCUCUAAAACAACGUUGGAGGCGGCUUAUGGUAGAGAAAUGAACAUUAAAUUAUCUGGCAACAGCUCUGGUGGACAUUCCUGCAGGCAGCAUGCCAAAUGCAUGCUCCCUCAAAACUUGAGACAUCUGUGGCAUUGUGUUGUGUAACAAAACUGCACAUUUUAGUGUCCUUUUAUUGUCCUCAGCACAAGGUGCACCUGUGUAAUGAUCAUGCUGUUAAAUCAGCAUCUUGAUAUGCUACACCUGUCAGGUGGAUGGAUUAUCUUGGCAAAAAAUAAAUGCUCACUAAAAGGGAUGUAAACAAAUUUGUGCACAACAUUUGAGAGAAAUACGUUUUUUGUGCGUAUGGAACAUUUCUGGAAUUUUUUAUUUCAGUUCAUGAAAUGUGUUAUUUCAGCUCAUGAAACAUGGGACAAACACUUUACAUGUUACAUUUAUAUUUUUGUUCAGUGUAGAUUAACCUCCCCACCCCCAAUUGGCCAAGUAAGUCUUGAGCAAAAUAACAAAUCAACCUGGCCUACAUUGCCUCAAGAUGGAGUUCACCAAAACAUUUUGUGAAAAUGUUCAAUGGCAAUACAAUGAAUACAAUUAUUUAAAGUGCCAAACAAGUGUUACAAAAGCAUACUAUACAAAGCUUUGAAAAACAAAAAGAAAAUACAUAAAGCUAUCCAACUCAACAAACAAUUUAGGGGAAGAUGAACUAGCUUAGCAUUUGCAUUUAAACGGCAUAGUGAACAUAUCAAGUAAAAGUAGAAGAUUUUGCCCUUUUUUUUGGAAAUAAUCCAAAUAAUCCAUUUGAUCUGAAUUUCACUUAAAUGCACUAGAUAGCUCAUGCAUUUCUUUUUUUUUCACACAUAACGACAGGUUUUCUUUCCUGUAACAUACAGUAAAACAUAACUUCCAUCAUUUUACAAAAAAUAACUAAUGAUUGGUCCGUAUGGAAACCCUUGCAUGCUUGCAGUAAAUAUCCUCAUUACAUUGAACUCACACCUACUAUAUAUGGAAAUGUGAACCACGUUCAUGUUUUUUGACAGCUGUGAGGAAACACAUUUUUCAUGUGAUGAUUUAUUUUGGUUAUGCCACAUCUAUUUUGUUGACACAUUAAUGUACAAGGAAUAGUGGAGGUAAAAAGAAACUGUUGAACUCAUUCCAAUGGGAAUGUUCUUGCCUCUUGUGUAUAUGUGUAAUUACAUGUGAAUUGUACUGUAAAUAUGUUAUCUUUCGCUUAAUAUUUCUUAAUGCAUGAAAGAAAAACAGGGAAGUUCAUAAAAGCAGCUAGCUUCACUGCUAAUGGCAUGGACAGCUUCUAUAGCAUUGGCAUAUUUCUGCAAACAAAACCUCAAAAAAUGACAUUUUAAGAAGAGAAUAUAAAGGUUUUGUUUUGCAUGACCUAAGUUUGGAAAGGUUUAUUUUCGUAUUUUUCUAUUCCACACUAUUCAUCAGUUUCAUUCUCACAGCCAGGAAAGGAAGGAUCCAGUGUUUACAUGCUCUAGUUGCACUUGUUUUACAGCCAGCUUGACAAAACACUGUAAAGCAAACCAUACAUUCAAUAAAACUGGAGAAAAACUAAAAAAUAGAAUGUACAUUAUAUGAUUCAUGGUUAACAUGAAUAAUAUGUACCUAUCUAUCAUUUUUGCUUAAUGUGUAGCACAUACAAUUUGGAAUCGAUACACCAAGUACAAACUGUAGUUUUAUCAAGUUUAGCUUUAGCACUAACAUCAAUCACCCUCCAGCUACAAAGGAUGUAAAGGAAGCUCACCAGUAGCAUCUGAAUUUAAGCCAUGAGAUUGCAUGCUGAGUGUGUAUUCCCAGCCGUUUCUCUUAAAUGAGUUGCCUCUGGACUGGGGGGUUCUGGUCUGCUGCUGAUUAUGAUGAUACUUGCAGGAGGUUGUGCUGAGUCCCAAUUAUACAUCAGUAUAACUCCCUCUUUCAAGGAGAUUUUACCAGUGAAAACAUACUUGCAAAACAAAAAGCUAGAGAAAAAAUUCUGUAAAAAUUGGCUAAACAAAUUUAAAGGCCAACGACCCUGAUCUAUUUUAAAGAUUUUAAUCAGUAUUAUUAUUGUUAUUUUUUAUAUAUAUUUUUUGUAAUUGGCUGUAUUUUGUUGCAUUUUGUUAUGGAUUGUUAUUAUUACUGUAGUUGUGGUUUUCUCAUAAAAAGGAAAUGUAUUUCUACUUGCAACCUGCCCUGGAAGUAAAAUGCAUUUAGUUUUUGUACUGUAAUUGUUUUGUUCUCAUUGAGCGCUUUAUUUUGGUCAGUUAUCUAAUGAGGUGUUUUAUUUCAUUUGGGGUAUGAGUUUUCUAUCAACAUUUCUAUAAUAUGAAGUCGUAUUUCCUUUUUUUGUCUAUGCCAAUUAAUGUUAUAGUGUCAAGCAGCUUUUUUAGGUGUUUGAGCGAAAUGUGUUUUUUUUACAAAUACAAGGUGUUAAAGUAUGUGGUAUAAAAAGGUUAUCAUUCAAACAACGGACUUUUGACUAAUAAAGGCUUAUACACUAAAGAAUGACAAUGUCUUUUCGUUUGCCCUUUGAGGACUAAUAUCUAUUGUUGAAUUUACAUUUUGAUGAAUUUAUUUAAUUGUGUUAGUCCCCAAAAGGUAAACAAAAUACUCAGUUGAAAAAAAAUCAAUUGAAAAAUGUAGUAAGUUUUUUACCGUUGCAAUUCCAAGCUGUCGUGGGAGGUUUCACCUAUUUGUUGGUGUGUUGCUUUCUCAUAAGGGCUGUUGGGAUAUGAAGACAGACUUGAGUACAAGUAAAAGAAAAGACAAGAGAGACUUCUUGUACCAGAUUUUAAUUAGAUUACAACCGACACAAAUAAUGAGAGGAUACCUCCAUUCAUGGCCUAUUUCCUGAAUAAAGACACAAAGUGACUCCUGCUGAGAA
Molecule: messenger RNA, 9457 nt
Organism: Salvelinus fontinalis (brook trout)
Lineage: Eukaryota; Metazoa; Chordata; Actinopteri; Salmoniformes; Salmonidae
Product: gamma-aminobutyric acid receptor subunit beta-4-like
Exons: 10
Coding region: 1129-2667 (512 amino acids)
Biological process (GO): signal transduction; monoatomic ion transmembrane transport; chemical synaptic transmission
Cellular component (GO): synapse; membrane; GABA-A receptor complex
Molecular function (GO): extracellular ligand-gated monoatomic ion channel activity; neurotransmitter receptor activity; GABA-A receptor activity
Source: RefSeq, a predicted model, not a curated record